AUGGCCAUCCACUCAACCCUCCAUUACGACCAGGAUGUACCUGUCUGCCUCGAAAAUUCCUCAGCAAACAUCCUUUCGGACUCAAUGCAUUCAGGGGCGCACUUUACAGGAAACACUCAGAGUACUUCGAUGCUACACGCUCAUGGCAUUGCUCUCCCCAUUGGCCCUCUCUUUGGCAACGAUGACUACGACCAAACCCAUCUGAGUCUUUCCAAGAGCCAUAGUUACACGUCAACACCCACGGACGGCGGUGCCGUGGUGUGGUAUUGCUCGCACUGCGGUGAUGGACCUAUAGGUUCAUGGCAGAACUGUUGCGCUGUUUGCUCCCAUGUAAGAUGCGGUGGCUGCACAGUGGAAGUAACCAAAUAG
This is a messenger RNA of Alternaria burnsii, 369 nucleotides long. RefSeq lists its product as uncharacterized. The coding region runs from base 1 to 369 and encodes 122 amino acids. The transcript has a single exon. Lineage: Eukaryota; Fungi; Ascomycota; Dothideomycetes; Pleosporales; Pleosporaceae. The record is from RefSeq and is a predicted model, not a curated record.